CCCGCGCCGGAAGUGGCUUCCGCUCCUCUCUCUGCGCCGCGUUUCGGCCUGUCGGAGGUGGGCUGUUGUCGAGUCGCGGCGAGGCCGGCGCACCGCAGCCAUGACGGAGGCUGAUGUGAAUCCGAAGGCCUACCCCCUGGCAGAUGCCCACCUCACCAAGAAGCUGCUGGACCUUGUUCAGCAGUCAUGCAACUACAAGCAGCUUCGGAAAGGAGCCAAUGAAGCCACCAAAACCCUCAACAGGGGCAUCUCUGAGUUCAUUGUGAUGGCAGCAGACGCUGAACCCUUGGAGAUCAUCCUGCACCUCCCCCUGCUGUGUGAAGACAAGAAUGUCCCCUAUGUAUUCGUGCGCUCCAAGCAGGCCCUAGGACGGGCCUGUGGGGUCUCCAGACCUGUCAUCGCCUGUUCGGUUACCAUCAAAGAAGGCUCCCAGCUAAAGCAGCAGAUCCAGUCCAUCCAGCAGUCUAUUGAAAGGCUCCUGGUGUAGGCCUGUGGCCUCUGCCCUUUCCUGUCUGCUCCCACCCCUCUUGUGUAUCAUAUUGUCUGUUAGCAUGUGGUAUUUUCAGCCAGUUUCUAUUAUAAAUAUUGUACUACAUCCGGUUUUUGUAUUUUUAAUUUGUCUUACAGGGUUGCUUUGUCCCCAUCUCAUCCUCUCUUCUACCAUUUUUUAAUCUUUUUAAAAAGUGAAAUGAUACCUAAGACAGGUGAGAGGCAGAAUGUCACCAUUUAACAGCAGGAGUAACCAGGAAAAACCUAAGCCAGGGAUAGUGUCUGUUUUCACCUCCGAACUCAUUCCUCUGUGUAAGGUAAAUGAAGUAACACCAGUCCCUCAUGCCUUUGCAUAUAAGAUCUCCAUAUAUGUUAACAGGACUGAAGAUUUUUCUUUGGGGAACAGUCCCUCCCGCCCACCAUCAUUUGUAGAGGAAGUUUGAUAACGUUAAGCCUAAGUCCAAGUGCCAUUUAUUAAUGUUUGUGUGUUUUUGGUAUGUGUAACCUUAUAAUCUCACCUCGUUCCCCACUGAGGGUGUCAAGGCAGUAACAAGUCAAAGGGAUGGUCUGCAGACUCAGGCAGCAGGGUGAGUUUGAUGGCCUGGAUCUGAAGAGUAACAAGGACAAAAUAGUUUGUGCUGGAGUAAAGGACUCUGGGGCCGGAAUUUACAGCAGAGACAAAGUUAUCAGGAACAUCCUGUCCUUGGUUGAAUGGGGUUUUUUGUGGAGCCAUUUGACACCCACUUUGGGAGGGAAGCUUUAUCCUUUUCCUCCCAAAACAUGGGUCAGAUGUAUUCUGUCACAUGAAGAGAGUGGUAAUAAUGUUCAUUCUUGAGCAUCCUAAUAAAGAAAUAUGUUCCUAUUUCAUUUUAAA
Molecule: messenger RNA, 1363 nt
Organism: Onychomys torridus (southern grasshopper mouse)
Lineage: Eukaryota; Metazoa; Chordata; Mammalia; Rodentia; Cricetidae
Gene: Snu13
Product: small nuclear ribonucleoprotein 13
Exons: 3
Coding region: 101-487 (128 amino acids)
Biological process (GO): maturation of SSU-rRNA; mRNA splicing, via spliceosome; ribosome biogenesis
Cellular component (GO): small-subunit processome; nucleolus; box C/D methylation guide snoRNP complex
Molecular function (GO): RNA binding
Source: RefSeq, a predicted model, not a curated record